This is a messenger RNA of Daldinia decipiens, 557 nucleotides long. RefSeq lists its product as uncharacterized. The coding region runs from base 152 to 331 and encodes 59 amino acids. The record is from RefSeq and is a predicted model, not a curated record. The transcript is spliced from 3 exons. Lineage: Eukaryota; Fungi; Ascomycota; Sordariomycetes; Xylariales; Hypoxylaceae.
UUUCACUCUCUCACAUACGAAACUGGUUCUUCACCGCUCUCGAAAUCCUAUUUAGUUUCUUACUAUCAUCGUCUUCGUCGCUUCGUCGCCAAUCUGCAAUCAAUUACCUAGUCAUUCCCUACAAUCGAUUCUCUUCGAAAGACCCAUCAACAUGCCUUCCCCUCAAGAGCCCCAGCAGCAAGCUCCCAUGGAGAUGACUCCCGUCGACGGCGUCGUUACGCAGCAGCCUGCCGCUGAGCCCCAACCCGAGUUCGGCAGCAUGCGUGGUGGUGAAGAGGCUGGUUGCGAGAUCUGCUGCGGCCUUUGUGCCUGCGACGAGGGCUGCUGCUAAACGGCCUAGCCACUCGACUGCCGACACGCUCUCUAUUACAUUUGCUAGAGCAGUCGGAUUGAAGUCCCCGCGAUGCAGUGGAACGAGCACCACGACCAAUUGACAUGUUGCACGGAAAACUCAUACUCGUACCCCACCUACUAUAACUCUGAAGAAAAACUCAUGCACGGAUGAGUCAGCGCAAGCGUCUAGGCCUCUGAAGAUGUCACGGCAUUCGGGAUCGAGA